AUGCAUGCACAUACGCACGAAGGCGAGGACUUCUCAGUGGCGGCGGACGCGUUCUGCCGGCGCUACAUCCUGCGGGGCAUCCCCUCCCUUUUCUCCGCUCUGCGACCGCUGUACAGUGACCCCGCGAAGGUCGAGCUGCUGACUCAGCUGCUAGCGUCCUACGAGUCAUCACUGCGGGAGACGGGCGCCCUACCCCCUCGGCUCGACGGCGGCCCCGACGACCGCGGUGCGGCGCCCCAGCAGCAGCAGCAGCAGAACGGCGGCGGCGACGCGGCCGCGAACGGCGGCGUCAAGGGCAGCGGCGGCGGCGGCGGCGGCGCGUCAGGGCUGCGGCCGAUCGAGCUCAGCGAAGCGCAGCGGCGCGCGGACGAGCAGGAGCGCGACCAGCUGGCGUGGGUGCUGCACGCGCUGUCGCAGCACCGCAGCUGGCUUGGGGACGCGGAGGGCGCGCUGGCGGCGAGCGGGGAGGCGCUGGAGCGCGCCCCGGAUGUGGUGGAGCUUCACUCGGCGCGGGGGGCCAUCCUGGCGGCGGCCGGAGACGUGGAGGGUGCGCGCCGGGGGCGAGGCGGGGCCGGGGUCGGCGCGCGCGGGUUGUUCCGGGCUGCCUGCUGCUAG
Molecule: messenger RNA, 615 nt
Organism: Monoraphidium neglectum
Lineage: Eukaryota; Viridiplantae; Chlorophyta; Chlorophyceae; Sphaeropleales; Selenastraceae
Exons: 3
Coding region: 1-615 (204 amino acids)
Biological process (GO): N-terminal peptidyl-methionine acetylation
Cellular component (GO): cytoplasm
Molecular function (GO): protein binding; protein-N-terminal amino-acid acetyltransferase activity
Source: RefSeq, a predicted model, not a curated record